AACCUGAGAGAGCCUAGUUUUACCUGAAGAGCUUGUUAGAUGAUCAUGUUUCAGGCGUGACCAUUUGACAUGAGCUGCAGCUGUCCUGUAAGGAGUCGGAGGCUGCAAGACGCUCACUUCAAGGCUGCUUUCCUCUGGGACUUGUGCAUCUGACAAGCUCCAGGUCCCUCUUCUUCAGGAUUAUGAACUUCUGAUUCAUCCAAGUGAUAAUCUUCGAGAUCAAGAUUCAUGUUGUGGAUUCUCUUCCAGUUCUAUAGGAUUCCAUCCUUCUUUUCAAGUUUCGUCUGAUGGACUGUGUUUCAAGUUUUUUCUUUAUUUUUUCUGGUUCUUACUUAUGUUUUUUGCUUCAGUUUAUGGACUUAUAUGUGAAGACUACGACAACUUUUUCUUCUCAAGCACCAAAGUUCAAAGAGGCAGUUGGGAUACUAUGUGGACAGUUUAUAACAGAAUUAACUUUUCUGAUUGGUCUGCUUUAGAUCACACCAUCCAGGGUUCUAUUUCAUUGGUUUAUGAUUAUAAACAGACUUACCUAAGAACAGAAUGAAAAUAUGGCUGGCAAGAUACUCCCUCCGGGUCCUGAGCGACUGCAACCAUUCACCAGAGAGUCAUUGGCGGCCAUAGAAAAGCGCAUUGAGGAGGAACAUAUACGCAAAGAGAAACAGAUUGAGGUGCUUGAUGAUGUGAUAUCAGCACCCAAUAAUGGACUUGAAGCUGGCAAGAGCCUUCCACUUAUCUAUGGAGACCCCCCACCUGCACUUAUUGGGGUACCCAUGGAAGACCUGGAUCCUUUCUAUAGCAACCAAAAGACGUUCAUUGUCUUGAACAAAGGAAAAGCAAUAUUCCGAUUCUCUGCUACUAAAGCAGUAUAUCUACUGGAUCCUUUUAAUCCAAUCCGACGAGGAGCGAUUAAAGUUCUUAUCCAUUCAUUAUUCAGCUUGUUUAUCAUGUUAACUAUCCUAACGAAUUGUGUAUUCAUGACUAUGAGUGAUCCACCACCAUGGUCCAAGAAUGUUGAGUACACAUUUACUGGCAUUUAUACGUUUGAGUCCUUGAUAAAAAUCUUGGCCAGAGGAUUUUGUAUUGAAAGCUUUACAUUCCUUAGGGAUCCAUGGAACUGGCUAGACUUUGGUGUCAUUGUUAUGGCUUACACCACAGAGUUUGUAGAUUUGGGGAAUGUUUCUGCUCUUAGGACAUUCCGUGUUCUACGUGCACUUAAAACAAUCACUGUAAUUCCAGGUUUGAAGACCAUUGUUGGAGCCCUGAUCCAAUCAGUAAAGAAGCUCGCAGAUGUCAUGAUCCUCACAGUCUUCUGCCUUGCGGUAUUUGCCCUUAUUGGUCUCCAGCUGUUCAUGGGAAACCUGAGACACAAAUGUGUACGUUGGCCGCCUCCUGAAGAUGCCUAUGUGUUUUACAACAAUACAGUGCUCAAUUCAACAAUAGAUGACGACACAUAUUUCAAUAGCACAGAACCCUUCCUCAACUAUACCUUUGACUAUGAAUCCUACGUCAAUGAUGAAACAAAUUUUUAUUAUUUGGAUGGAGCUCUUGAUGCACUCCUGUGUGGGAACAACAGUGAUAGUGGGAGAUGCCCAGAAAACUUUGUUUGCAUAAAAACCGGGAGAAAUCCAAACUAUGGAUACACAAGUUAUGAUUCAUUCAGCUGGGCCUUCCUGUCUCUCUUCAGACUGAUGACCCAGGACUACUGGGAAAACCUUUUUCAGCUGACGUUGCGUGCAGCUGGUAAGACCUACAUGAUUUUCUUUGUAUUAGUGAUAUUUUUGGGAUCUUUCUAUCUCAUCAAUCUGAUCCUUGCUGUGGUGGCCAUGGCUUAUGCUGAACAGAAUGAAGCCACCAUUCAGGAGGCCCUAGAUAAAGAGAAGGAAUUCCAAGAUCUUCUGGAGCAGCUGAAGAAACACCAGGAUGAGCAAGGCCGCAGGAAAUCAAGUGCUCCAUCUCUACAGAACAAUGACACAGAGAAGAAAAAGACUCAUUCAAAACAGGAACUCUCUGAAGAGGGAACAGAGAAAAAAGACUGCAAUGGGAGAGCAAUACCCAAAGUUAUAAUAGAGAGAGCUCCCUCUCUGGAUGAUGAAAGAUGUUCUUCAAAUUCUGAAGGGCAAAAGAAAAACUCCAACAAUCAUUUGGCAGAACCAACAAUGCAGAAGCGAGCAGGAAGUACAACUAGUGUGAUUUCUGAAGCAGCUAUAGAAGAGCUGGAAGAAGCGCAGCAGAAAUGCCCCCCAUGGUGGUACAAGUGUGCUCAUACGUUACUUAUCUGGGACUGCUGCGCCCUAUGGGUGAAAUUCAAGACGUAUGUGCGCUUUGUAGUUAUGGAUCCGUUUGUGGACUUGGGGAUCACAAUUUGCAUUGUGCUGAAUACAAUGUUCAUGGCCAUGGAACAUUAUCCCAUCACUGAUCACUUUGCCAAUGUACUUAAUGUAGGGAACCUGGUCUUCACUGGUAUAUUUGCAGCUGAGAUGUUCUUCAAGAUCAUUGCUCUGGAUCCGUAUUACUAUUUCCAGGUUGGCUGGAACAUUUUUGACAGUAUCAUAGUAACUCUGAGCUUGGUGGAGCUUGGUCUGGCAAAUGUGGAAGGUCUGUCUGUGCUGCGAUCCUUCCGUCUGCUCAGGGUGUUCAAGCUGGCUAAAUCCUGGCCCACACUUAACAUGCUCAUCAAAAUCAUCAGUAAUUCAUUUGGAGCUCUUGGGAACCUCACUCUGGUCCUGGCUAUCAUUGUCUUCAUCUUUGCUGUAGUAGGAAUGCAGCUGUUCGGGAAAAGUUAUGUGGAGUGUGUAUGUAAGAUCAAUUCAGACUGUGUACUGCCUCGAUGGCACAUGCACGACUUCUUCCAUUCAUUUCUCAUUGUCUUUCGUAUCCUGUGUGGAGAAUGGAUUGAGACAAUGUGGGACUGCAUGGAGGUGGCAGGACAGGCAAUGUGCCUCAUUGUCUUCAUGAUGGUCAUGGUAAUCGGAAACCUGGUGGUACUCAACCUAUUCUUAGCCUUGCUGCUAAGCUCCUUUAGUGCUGACAAUCUUGCUGCUCCUGAUGAUGAUGGAGAGAUAAAUAAUAUGCAGAUCGCCAUUGGGAGGAUUAAUAGGGGUAUUGACUUUGUGAAAGCAACUGUUCUAUCUAUGUUGCACAUAAAAAAGGAAAAGAAGAGUGAAGAAGAUGACAAUAAUGAUGAUGUUACCAAAGAUAAAGACAGCAUUGCCCUGAAUCAUCUAAAUACAGAACAAGAGUUCAAAUCAGACUUUCAGUAUAUUGAUGGUCUUGCUUUAAAGGAUCGAUACCUUAUGGAGGAGUUUAAUCACACUAAUUUGAUUAACAAUCCAAACUUUCGCAUAGAAGUUCCAAUUGCUUCUGAGGAGUCUGAUUUUGAUUUUCCAGAGGAGGAUGAGUUCAGCACACAGUCUGAGAUAGAGGACGUUGUAUUAAACCGAAAGAAGAAAUUUGAUGAUGGAUCAUCAUUUUGUAGCACAGCAGAUUAUAAACCUCCCGUGCCAGAGGAGGAAGAUGAGGCAUUUGACCAUAAGGAAGAAGAAGGUCCAGAGGAAUGCUUUACACAAGCUUGUGUAAAAAGAUGUCCAUGUCUGUAUGUUGACAUUACAACAAAGAAAGGAAACAUUUGGUGGAACAUUCGGAAAACUUGCUUUAUCAUUGUUGAACACAACUGGUUUGAAACAUUCAUUAUCUUCAUGAUUUUACUCAGCAGUGGCGCACUGGCAUUUGAAGAUAUCUACAUUGAACAGAGGAAGGUUAUUAAGGCUAUUUUAGAGUAUGCCGAUAAGGUUUUUUCAUAUAUUUUUGUGUUUGAGAUGCUUCUGAAAUGGACGGCAUAUGGAUUUAAGAUUUAUUUCACCAAUGCAUGGUGCUGGCUGGACUUCCUUAUUGUUGAUGUUUCUCUGAUCAGUUUAGUAGCCAACUGGUUGGGAUAUUCAGAACUCGGACCAAUCAAGUCCCUCAGGACCUUGAGAGCUUUGAGACCACUAAGAGCAUUGUCAAGAUUUGAAGGCAUGAGGGUGGUCGUAAAUGCACUUUUGGGGGCCAUUCCAUCCAUUAUGAAUGUGCUAUUGGUUUGUUUAAUUUUCUGGCUUAUCUUCAGCAUCAUGGGAGUGAAUAUGUUCGCAGGGAAAUUUUACCAGUGUAUUAAUACAACAACCUUAGAGCGAUUUGAUCUAUCAGUUGUCAAUAAUCGUAGUGAUUGCUUUGCUUUAAACUACACUGAACAAGUGCGAUGGGUCAAUCUUAAAGUAAACUUUGACAACGUGGGCCUUGGGUACCUCUCCCUUUUGCAAGUGGCAACUUUCAAAGGCUGGAUGGACAUUAUGUAUGCAGCAGUGGACUCUCGUGAUGUUGAGGAACAGCCAGUGUAUGAAAUAAAUCUAUACAUGUAUUUGUACUUUGUCAUAUUCAUCAUUUUUGGAGCUUUCUUCACUCUCAACCUUUUUAUUGGUGUUAUUAUCGACAACUUCAACCAGCAAAAGAAAAAGUUUGGAGGAAAGGACAUCUUCAUGACUGAGGAGCAGAAGAAAUAUUACAAUGCCAUGAAAAAACUUGGAUCAAAGAAACCACAGAAACCAAUACCAAGACCACUGAACAAAAUCCAAGGUCUGGUGUAUGAUUUUGUCUCCAAGCAGUUUUUUGAUAUUGUGAUCAUGGUUUUAAUUUGUCUCAACAUGGUAACAAUGAUGGUUGAAACAGAUAACCAAAGCAAAGAAAAAGAAAAUAUUUUGUUUCAAAUCAAUCUGUUUUUUAUUGUUAUCUUCACGGGAGAAUGUGUCCUGAAAAUGUUUGCUUUAAGAUAUUAUUUCUUCACAAUUGGAUGGAAUAUUUUUGACUUUGUGGUGGUCAUCAUUUCUAUAGCUGGAAGUGUCUUGUCAGAUUUAAUAGCAGAAUACUUUGUGUCCCCAACACUUUUCCGAGUUAUCAGAUUGGCAAGAAUUGGCAGAGUUCUUCGACUCAUUAAAGGAGCAAAGGGGAUACGUACACUUCUAUUUGCCCUGAUGAUGUCUCUCCCAGCUCUGUUCAACAUAGGGCUCCUGCUUUUCUUGGUCAUGUUCAUCUACUCCAUCUUUGGCAUGUCCAACUUUGCUUAUGUGAAGAAAGAGUCUGGCAUUGAUGAUAUGUUUAACUUCGAGACAUUUGGAAACAGCAUGAUAUGCUUAUUUGAAAUCACCACCUCUGCUGGAUGGGAUGGACUUCUAAACCCAAUCCUAAAUAGUGCUUAUCCAGACUGUGAUCCUCAUUUUGAGAACCCAGGUACUGGUGUACAUGGUAACUGUGGUAACCCAUCAAUUGGUAUUGUUUUCUUUUGUAGUUACAUCAUCAUUUCAUUUUUAAUUGUGGUCAAUAUGUACAUUGCCAUUAUCCUUGAGAAUUUUAAUGUUGCUACAGAGGAAAGCAGUGAGCCUUUGUGUGAGGAUGACUUUGAAAUGUUUUAUGAAACUUGGGAGAAGUUUGAUCCAGAUGCCACCCAGUUUGUACAAUACAGUCGGAUGUCUGACUUUGUGGAUACACUUCAAGAACCCCUACGAAUUCCUAAACCUAACAAGAUAAAACUUGUAACUAUGGACCUUCCCAUGGUUAUUGGGGAUAAAAUACAUUGCUUGGACAUCUUGUUUGCAUUGACUAAAGAGGUUUUAGGGGAUUCAGGAGAAAUGGAUGCUCUAAAAGAAUCAAUGGAAGAAAAGUUCAUGGCUGCAAACCCAUCCAAAGUGUCUUAUGAGCCCAUCACUACUACUCUGAAAAGAAAACAGGAAGAAGUCUGUGUCAUUAAAAUUCAGAGGGCUUUUAGAAGACACCUUCUAAAAAGAUCUGUUAAACAUGCUUCCUACAUCUACCGGCAGAGUCAUGAUGAAGAUUCUGCAGCUGAGGAACCUCCUGAGAAGGAAGGCUUGAUAGUGGACAGAAUAAACUCUGCAAUUGGGAUAAAUGUAGAUAACGGAGUUAAAGAGGGACCUCCAUGUGCCAGUGCAUUUACUAGGACCUCCCGCUUCAGUGGAGAUUAUGAUUAAAUAUCUAUCAAGUUGAUCUCAAUCUAUUGGAAAUAAUGUAUACCCAGUUCUUGGCUGCUUCUCAACGACUUGGACUGUUGAAGAGGAGUGUCAGUUAAAGGCAUUUUCCUUUUUUAUUCUACAUGUGAAAUACCAUGUCCUGUCUUCUCAGCUCCCUUGGAUUAUUGUCUGAAAAUAGCCAGUGCUGACUUAGAUACACAGAGUGUUACCAGGGAGUAGGAAGUAAUGCAUCAAAAAAUAUUACUUGGAAGCAGAAGAUGUGAAGGCCUCUCUUAAUGAGUUGUAGCUAAAGUGAAUUUUUAUUGUAUAGACAGUAAGAUAGUGUUCUAGGCCAUACCACAUCACACACUAUAUUAUUCACUAGCUAAUGUUCUAGAUAACGUGGUAGAUUUUACAUUAGAACAUAUGCAUGAUAUCAUGAUAAAUUAUAUUUUAUUUUAAAUUCUAAAUAUUAAUUUACAUCCCAUUAUUAUGACAUCAGCAAUCACAUCUCAAAUUAAUACUGUUUCAUAAAAGUCUGGUUAAGAAAGAAAAAAAAGAGGAUUAAGUAUAGCCAGUUUAAAACUAAUUAGUAGCAUUUUAUGUCAAUAAGUCACUGCUUAACUAGAGUCUGUUUUAAAGAACAAAAGGGGGUUCUUCUACAUGUUUAUUUUCUAAUUGAGGUUUCAUGCUACAUGUUUAAGAGUUAUCUAGAUGCAGCAUUAUUUAUUAAAUAAAGGUUAGAUUUUAAUUACACACAGAAUACGUUAAUAAUUGAUAUCAGGAAUUCAGUCAGUAACAUCGAUGUACGUAGCAACACUAACACAAACUGUCGAUGAACUUGGCUAUGACAAAUUAGGAUGAUUUUAAUGAGGUAGCAGAUUUGCUAUUUUUUCCAGCACUUGUGAUGAUUGACUCUGUUCUCUUAACUAAUAUAAUCAAUAAGGGAGGUGUGAUAUACACCAACAUGAUGUAUCUUCUAAAGUCUUAAAGAAUUCUAUUUCUGUUUUCACUGAGGAUCCUGACUACUGCUGAUGUACAUUCAAGAAAAAACAGCACCAGGUGAAAAUAAAAGUCUGGAUAAAAUGUUUGUUUUAGAAAAAAGUAAAAAUAUGUCCAUGUUGGAUUUUAUGCCCGUGUUAUGUAGCAUUUAUGAUUUCCUUUAUGCUCUUACAAACAACACAGUUGUGAAAUGAAUAUUCACUCAAAUGAUUACUGUUUUUGUAUGUUUCCUGUCCCCUCAGCCUUUAAAUGAUAUUUAAAAUAAUGAGUGUUUGUUAAAUUAUACUUUUCUUUACCAGUUGAGAGUUUUCACAUAAACUAGAUUUUCUUGGUUCAAUAAAAAGUAUAACAGAUCCACAAAGUUCUCCUCUAUGGAGCAGAUAUAACAAAUACCUAAUGUGCUUCAUAAGUGAAAGAGCGUGAUGUCAUAAAAGCUAAACACUUUGAAAACAAGGUGAUCAGUGUUCAUCUAACAAUAUGGUUGGCUAUUGCCUAGUCAUUUUGUUAUGUUUUAUAGAUAAGCUAAGAUAAAAUAGGUAUUUUACUUUGAUUAUAUACUUUGCUAUUGUGUUCAUGUAUCAGUUUUCUCUGUGCAAAAGAACAAUCUAUAGUAACAUAAUACUUUAUGUGUGGUGGUUUGUGCAGUAGCACAAGGCUUGGUGUGUAGGGAGGACCUUUACUAUGUUUUGGUUAGGGAAGGAGUGUGCAGUAUUAUAUUACUUCCUAUAUUUGAGAGCGUGUACAGUAACACUUCCUGUAUAUAGGAGAACUGUACCAUAACACACUACUUCCUGUGUAAGGAGAACUGUAGAAUAUGACUUUGCUGGCUGUGCGAAAUACACCUUACCAGUAACACACUGCUUCAUAUGUAUAGGAGGCCUGUACUAUAACACAAUAUUUUACAGUUUAUGGAAGGCCUCUGCACUGCUUCUUGUAUUAGAGAGGCCUGUAGCUUACACACUGAUUCUUCUAUAUGAGAGGUCUGUAGCUUACACACGUCUUCUUGUGUAUGGGAUAUCUAUACAGUAACACGCUUCUUCUUGUGUAUAGGAUAUCUAUACAGUAACACACUGCUUCUUGUGUAUGGGAUAUCUAUACAGUAACACGCUUCUUCUUGUGUAUAGGAUAUCUAUACAGUAACACACUGCUUCUUGUGUAUAGGAUAUCUAUACAGUAACACACUGCUUCUUGUGUAUGGGAUAUCUAUACAGUAACACGCUUCUUCUUGUGUAUAGGAUAUCUAUACAGUAACACACUGCUUCUUGUGUAUGGGAUAUCUAUACAGUAACACGCUUCUUCUUGUGUAUAGGAUAUCUAUACAGUAACACACUGCUUCUUGUGUAUAGGAUAUCUAUACAGUAACACACUGCUUCUUGUGUAUAGGAUAUCUAUACAGUAACACACUGCUUCUUGUGUAUAGGAUAUCUAUACAGUAACACACUGCUUCUUGUGUAUAGGAUAUCUAUACAGUAACACACUGCUUCUUGUGUAUAGGAUAUCUAUACAGUAACACACUGCUUCUUGUGUAUAGGAUAUCUAUACAGUAACACACUGCUUCUUGUGUAUAGGAUAUCUAUACAGUAACACACUUCUUCUUGUGUAUAGGAUAUCUAUACAGUAACACGCUUCUUCUUGUGUAUAGGAUAUCUAUACAGUAACACACUGCUUCUUGUGUAUAGGAUAUCUAUACAGUAACACACUGCUUCUUGUGUAUAGGAUAUCUAUAGAGUAACACACUGCUUCUUGUGUAUAGGAUAGCUAUACAGUAACACACUGCUUCUUGUGUAUAGGAUAGCUAUACAGUAACACACUGCUUCUUGUGUAUAGGAUAUCUAUAGGGUAACUCACUGCUUCUUGUGUAUGGGAGAUCUGUAGGGUAACACACAGCUUCUUGUGUAUGGGAGAUCUGUAGGGUAAUGCACAGCUUCUUGUGUAUGGGAGGUCUGUAGGGUAACGCACUGCUUCUUGUGUAUGGGAGGUCUUUAGGGUAACAAACUGCUUCUUGUGUAUGGGAGAUCUGUAGGGUAACACACAUCUUCUUGUGUAUGGGAGGUCUGUAGGGUAACACACCUCUUCUUGUGUAUGGGAGGUCUUUAGGAUAACACACCUCUUCUUGUGUAUGGGAGAUCUGUAAGAUAACUCACUGCUUCUUGUGUAUGGGAGGUCUGUAGGGUAACGCACUGCUUCUUGUUUAUGGGAGGUCUGUAAGGUAACACACUGCUUCUUGUGUAUGGGAGGACUGUAGGGUAACGCACUGCUUCUUGUGUGUAAGAAGUCUGUAGGGUAACUCACUGCUCCUUGUGUAUGGGAGGUCUGUAGGGUAACGCACUGCUUCUUGUGUAUGGGAGGUCUGUAAGGUAACGCACUGCUUCUUGUAUAUGGGAGGUCUGUAAGGUAAUGCACUGCUUCUUGUGUAUGGGAGGUCUGUAAGGUAACGCACUGCUUCUUGUGUAUGGGAGGUCUGUAAGGUAACGCACUGCUUCUUGUGUAUGGGAGGUCUGUAAGGUAAUGCACUGCUUCUUGUGUAUGGGAGGACUGUAAGAUACCGCACUGUUUCUUGUGUAUGUGAGGUCUGUAAGGUAAUGCACUGCUUGUGUAUAGGAGGUCUGUAAGGUAACGCACUGCUUCUUGCAUAUGGGAGGUCUCUAGGGUAACGCACUGCUUCUUGAGAAUGGGAGGACAGUAAAAUAAUGCACUGCUUCUUGUGUAUGGGAAGACUGUAAGAUAAUGCACUGCUUCUUGUGUAUGGGAGGUCUUUAGGGUAACGCACUGCUUCUUGUGUAUGGGAGGUCUGUAGGGUAACGCACUGCUUCUUGUGUAUGGGAGAUCUGUAGGGUAACACACCUCUUCUUGUGUAUGGGAGGUCUUUAGGGUAACACACCUCUUCUUGUGCAUGGGAGGUCUUUAGGGUAACACACCUCUUCUUGUGUAUGGGAAGUCUGUAAGAUAACUCACUGCUUCUUGUGUAUGGGAGAUCUGUAGGGUAACGCAUUGCUUCUUGUGUAUGGGAGGUCUGUAAGAUAACUCACUGCUUCUUGUGUAUGGGAGGUCUGUAAGAUAACUCACUGCUUCUUGUGUAUGGGAGGUCUGUAAGAUAACUCACUGCUUCUUGUGUAUGGGAGAUCUGUAGGGUAACACAACUCUUCUUGUGUAUGGGAGGUCUGUAGGGUAAUGCACUGCUUGUGUAUCGAAAGUCUAGAGGGUAACACACCUCUUCUUGUGUAUGGGAGGUCUGUAGGGUAACGCACUGCUUCUUGUGUAUGGGAGGUCUUUAGGGUAACCAUUGCUUCUUGUGUACGGGAGGUCUGUAAGAUAACAUAAUGCUUCUUGUGUAUGGGAGGUCUUUAGGGUAACUCACUGCUUCUUGUGUAUGGGAGGACUGUAAGAUACUGCACUGUUUCUUGUGUAUGUGAGGUCUGUAAGGUAAUGCACUGAUUCUUGUGUAUGGGAGGUCUGUAAGGUAACGCACUGCUUCUUGCGUAUGGGAGGUCUCUAGGGUAACGCACUGCUUCUUGAGAAUGGGAGGACAGUAAAAUAAUGCACUGCUUCUUGUGUAUGGGAUGACUGUAAGAUAAUGCACUGCUCCUUGUGUAUGGGAGGUCUGUAGGGUAACGCACUGCUUCUUGCGUAUGGGAGGUCUCUAGGGUAACGCACUGCUUCUUGAGUAUGGGAUGACUGUAAGAUAAUGCACUGCUCCUUGUGUAUGGUAAGUAUGUAAGGUAACACUGCUUCUUGUGUAUGGGAGGUCUGUAGGGUAACGUACUGCUUCUUGUGUACUGGAGGUCUGUUGGUUAACGCACUGAUUCUUGUGUGUAAGAAGUCUGUAGGGUAACUCACUGCUUCUUGUGUAUGGGAGGUCUGUAGGGUAACGCACUGCUUCUUGUUUAUGGGAGGUCUGUAAGGUAACACACUGCUUCUUGUGUAUGGGAGGACUGUAGGGUAACGCACUGCUUCUUGUGUGUAAGAAGUCUGUAGGGUAACUCACUGCUCCUUGUGUAUGGGAGGUCUGUAGGGUAACGCACUGCUUCUUGUGUAUGGGAGGUCUGUAAGGUAACGCACUGCUUCUUGUGUAUGGGAGGUCUGUAAGGUAACGCACUGCUUCUUGUGUAUGGGAGGUCUGUAAGGUAAUGCACUGCUUCUUGUGUAUGGGAGGACUGUAAGAUACCGCACUGUUUCCUGUGUAUGUGAGGUCUGUAAGGUAAUGCACUGCUUGUGUAUGGGAGGUCUGUAAGGUAACGCACUGCUUCUUGCGUAUGGGAGGUCUCUAGGGUAACGCACUGCUUCUUGAGUAUGGGAGGACAGUGAAAUAAUGCACUGCUUCUUGUGUAUGGGAUGACUGUAAGAUAAUGCACUGCUCCUUGUGUAUGGUAAGUAUGUAAGGUAACACUGCUUCUUGUGUAUGGGAGGUCUGUAGGGUAACAUACUGCUUCUUGUGUACUGGAGGUCUGUUGGUUAAUGCACUGCUUCUUGUGUGUAAGAAGUCUGUAGGGUAACUCACUGCUUCUUGUGUUUGGGAGGUCUGUAGAGUAACGCACUGCUUCUUGUUUAUGGGAGGUCUGUAAGGUAACACACUGCUUCUUGUGCAUGGGAGGACUGUAGGGUAACGCACUGCUUCUUGUGUGUAAGAAGUCUGUAGGGUAACACACUGCUUCUUGUGUAUGGGAGGUCUGUAGGGUAACGCACUGCUUCUUGUGUAUGGGAGGUCUGUAAGGUAACGCACUGAUUCUUGUGUAUGGAGGUCUGUAAGGUAACAUACUUCUUCUUGUGUAUGGGAGGUCUGUAUGGUAACGCACUGCUUCUUGUGUACUGGAGGUCUGUAAGGUAACGCACUGCUUCUUGUGUAUGGGAGGUCUGUAAGGUAACACACUGCUUCUUGUGUAUGGGAGGACUGUAGGGUAACGCACUGCUUCUUGUGUGUAAGAAGUCUGUAGGGUAACUCACUGCUUCUUGUGUAUGGGAGGUCUGUAAGGUAACGCACUGCUUCUUGUGUAUGGGAGGUUUGUAAGGUAAUGCACUGCUUCUUGUGUAUGGGAGGUCUGUAAGGUAACGCACUGCUUCUUGUGUAUGGGAGGUCUGUAAGGUAACAUACUUCUUCUUGUGUAUGGGAGGUCUGCAAGGUAACGCACUGCUUCUUGUGUAUGGGAGUUCUGUAAGGUAACGCACUGCUUCUUGUGUAUGGGAGGUCUGUAAGGUAACAUACUUCUUCUUGUGUAUGGGAGGUCUGUAGGGUAACGCACUGCUUCUUGUGUACUGGAGGUCUGUAAGGUAACGCACUGCUUCUUGUGUAUGGGAAGUCUACAUGGAAACACACUGCUUCUUGUGUAUGGGAGGUCUGUAAGGUAACGCACUGCUUCUAGUGUAUGGGAGGUCUGAAGGGUAAUACACUGCUUCUUGUGUAUGGUAUGUAUGUAAGAUAACACUGCUUCUUGUGUACGGGAGGUCUGUAAGGUAAUGCACUGCUUCUUGUAUAUGGGAGGUCUGUAAGGUAAAGCACUGCUUUUUAUGUAUGGGAGGUCUGUAAGGUAACACACUGCUUUUUGUGUAUGGGAGGUCUUUAAGGUAACACACUGCUUCUUGUGUAUGGGAGAUCUGCAAGCUAAUGCACUGCUUCUUGUGUAUGGGAGGUCUGUAAGGUAACACACUGCUUCUUGUCUAUGGGAGAUCUGCAAGCUAACGCACUGCUUCUUGUGUAUGGGAGGUCUGUAAGGUAACACACUGCUUCUUGUGUAUGGGAGAUCUGUAGGGUAACAUACUGCUUCUUGUGUAUCGGAAGUCUAUAGGGUAACGCAAUGCUUCUUGCGUAUGGUAAGUAUGUAAGAUAACACUGCUUCUUGUGUAUGGGAGGUCUGUAAGGUAACACACUGCUUCUUGUGUAUGGGAGGUCUGUAAGGUAACAUACUUCUUCUUGUUUAUGGGAGGUCUGCAAGGUAACACACUGCUUCUUGUGUAUGGGAGUUCUGUAAGGUAACGCACUGCUUCUUGUGUGUAAGAAGUCUGUAGGGUAACUCACUGCUUCUUGUGUAUGGGAGGUCUGUAGGGUAACGCACUGCUUCUUGUGUAUUGGAGGUCUGUAAGGUAAUGCACUGCUUCUUGUGUAUGGAGGUCUGUAAGGUAACAUACUUCUUCUUGUGUAUGGGAGGUCUGUAUGGUAACGCACUGCUUCUUGUGUACUGGAGGUCUGUAAGGUAACACACUGCUUCUUGUGUAUGGGAGGUCUGUAAGGUAACACACUGCUUCUUGUGUAUGGGAGGACUGUAGGGUAACGCACUGCUACUUGUGUGUAAGAAGUCUGUAGGGUAACUCACUGCUUCUUGUGUAUGGGAGGUCUGUAGGGUAACGCACUGCUUCUUGUGUAUGGGAGGUCUGUAAGGUAACGCACUGCUUCUUGUGUAUGGGAGGUUUGUAAGGUAAUGCACUGCUUCUUGUGUAUGGGAGGUCUGUAAGGUAACGCACUGCUUCUUGUGUAUGGGAGGUCUGUAAGGUAACAUACUUUUUCUUGUGUAUGGGAGGUCUGCAAGGUAACGCACUGCUUCUUGUGUAUAGAAGUUCUGUAAGGUAACUCACUGCUUCUUGUGUAUGGGAGAUCUGUAAGGUAACAUACUUCUUCUUGUGUAUGGGAGGUCUGUAGGGUAACGCACUGCUUCUUGUGUACUGGAGGUCUGUAAGGUAACGCACUGCUUCUUGUGUAUGGGAAGUCUACAGGGAAACACACUGCUUCUUGUGUAUGGGAGGUCUGUAAGGUAACGCACUGCUUCUAGUGUAUGGGAGGUCUGAAGGGUAAUACACUGCUUCUUGUGUAUGGUAUGUAUGUAAGAUAACACUGCUUCUUGUGUACGGGAGGUCUGUAAGGUAAUGCACUGCUUCUUGCAUAUGGGAGGUCUGUAAGGUAACGCACUGCUUUUUAUGUAUGGGAGGUCUAUAAGGUAACACACUGCUUUUUGUGUAUGGGAGGUCUUUAAGGUAACACACUGCUUCUUGUGUAUGGGAGAUCUGCAAGCUAAUGCACUGCGUCUUGUGUAUGGGAGGUCUGUAAGGUAACACACUGCUUCUUGUGCAUGGGAGAUCUGCAAGCUAACGCACUGCUUCUUGUGUAUGGGAGGUCGGUAAGGUAACACACUGCUUCUUGUGUAUGGGAGAUCUGUAGGGUAACAUACUGCUUCUUGUGUAUCGGAAGUCUAUAGGGUAACGCAAUGCUUCUUGUGUAAAGGUAAGUAUGUAAGAUAACACUGCUUCUUGUGUAUGGGAGGUCUGUAAGGUAACACACUGCUUCUUGUGUAUGGGAGAUCUGUAGGGUAACAUACAGCUUCUUGUGUAUCGGAAGUCUAUAGGGUAACGCAAUGCUUCUUGCGUAUGGUAAGUAUGUAAGAUAACACUGCUUCUUGUGUAUGGGAGGUCUGUAAGGUAACACACUUCUUCUUCUGUAUAUACUCUUCAAAGAGAUAAGUAGUCGUAGAUCAUACUCGAUACAAACAAAUUGCAUUUAUUAGACAAUUAUACACAGAAGAAUUGAUGUUCAGCCAGUAUGAAAUUCACAAAACAUAUAUCUUAAAUAGCCCAAAGCAAGGUAAAGAGCAUUAAACUAAAUCUAAACAAUAUCCUUUAUUAAUAAAACAUCAGUUUAUAUUAAUAUCUGUGAUAUUUCAGGUCUACUUUAUGUAAAUAUUAUAGUCUAUAUUGUGGAAUUCUUGUAUACAUUAUAUUUGUAAACUGACACCAUAGUGACAGUUCCUUACUCUGUAAGUGGUGGACUUCAUUUUGGCACAUGUACAGUACCAGUUCAACUGCAGGUUGUAAUGUUUUCUUUUCCAGAAUGGUUGCCUGGUGAAAAUCAUACGAAUGGAGGCAGCAAUCUUGUAAUAGUUUUAUUGCCUCUGUGUGACUUUAUGGGAUAAUCUCACAAACUAUGUAUCAGUUUUGACUAUAGUAGGAUCAACACAUUGCUUUGUGUGUAUAGAAGUCUCUAAAGUAAAACCGAAUUAUUGGGUAUGAAACAGGGUGUAGCAUGUGAUUUGGGUGACAUAUGUUAGUAUGGAGCACAGGAUUAUGUGUGUUUCAGAGCAAUGUAUGUUUUCAGAGCUGGAUUUGGCACUAGGCAAAACAGGCAGCUGUCUAUAGUCAUUUCACUCAGAGGACCUUUUCUGGAUUUCUGUCUGGGAGUGUUGCUGAGUUGAGAUUCAUCCAAUUUAAAUAUUUACCUCUAUGUCACAAAGUGCUGUUUUAUCAAAAACUGUUCCUCAUCCCAUACAGAGUAACUCAAUUUAGAUACAGAAGAGAACAGUGUGGAAUAUAAAUAUCCAUCUAUAUGGAAUACAAAUUAGUGUGUAGCAGAGGAAUCUGUCCACGUAGCACACGGGUAGUGUAUGGGACAGAGCAAUAUUGGUCUUUAUGAAAUAUUUGGGGAUGACAGAAGAGUAUUACUCUACAACUAGCACACACAUGUCGGUGGUGUAGAGAAAUUGUAAUGCAGAGCAUUUGUGUCUUUUUUAGAGCAAAGAAUAAUAUGUUACUGUGCAGAGCAAUAUUGUCUAAUGGUCCGAAGAUCAAUAACUUGCCGGCAUGAAGAGAAAUCACACAAAAACUAGGGGGCUUUUUUGAACAUUAUAUUAUUAUGUAUGUGUCUCUUCUUCACACUCAAUACACUAUAUAGCUAGUUAAACAGCUCUCAGGCUACAAUUUGCCUUUCCAAAAUUAAUUGAGGGACCUUGCCAUAGUGAUGAGAUGUCUUAGAUCAUCCCGCCAGAUCGGAGAGCUAUAGAUCAUCAGGCCCUAAGUAUAAAGAGCACAGAGCAGUGGCACUAAACUACAUUAUAGGAAUAACAAAAUACUGUGCCUUACAGAGUAAUAUCUGCCUAUAACAGAGCGUUAUAUAAAGUCUAUGAACCACAGAGCGGUAUUUGGUUCUGGCAACUUCUAUACAAUGCACAUAGGAGUGGGUAAGUGCGAGGUGUCCAGUAGCAUCUAUAUAAAGCACAAACCAGGGUAUCACAGAGCAAUAGCUGUCUAUAAAUCACAGGACAUUUUGGUGCACAGCAAUAACUACAUAAAUGCACAGACAAGUUUGGUGCAAAACAAUAUCUGUCUAUAAAGCAACGAGCAGUGAGUGGUGAAGUGCAACAUGUGGAUAACGUAGAGAUUCAAUAGACUGUAUAUUUCUUCAUUAGAUUUCUUAUAUGUAUUGUUUGUGCAUACUGACACUGCAAGCCAUUAAGUUGUUUACAUUUCAAUGUAUUAAUUCCAGACUGAAAAUGUUAUCUUUCAACUGUUUGUACAUUUUUAUAUUCAGUGCUGGUAUCAAAAAUAUACCGUAAUCAAUAAAAAGAAAAUAUUCUUGUACAUUUCAGAAUAAAAAUGCAAUAAAUUCUUAAGUUAAA
This is a messenger RNA of Bombina bombina (fire-bellied toad), 16366 nucleotides long. RefSeq names its product sodium voltage-gated channel alpha subunit 4 (gene SCN4A). The record is from RefSeq and is a predicted model, not a curated record. NCBI's taxonomy places the organism in Eukaryota, Metazoa, Chordata, Amphibia, Anura, Bombinatoridae. The transcript has 29 exons. Gene Ontology annotation, cellular component: plasma membrane; axon; voltage-gated sodium channel complex. Gene Ontology annotation, molecular function: voltage-gated sodium channel activity; protein binding. Bases 549 to 6014 code for a protein of 1821 amino acids. Gene Ontology annotation, biological process: sodium ion transmembrane transport; neuronal action potential; membrane depolarization during action potential.